AUGAGGCGCUUUGCGAGUGUCUUUACGCGCAACAAGGACAAGGAGGCUCCCAAAGCCGACCUCAAACGCAGUCAUACAGUCCUUACCCCAAUUCCUACAACUCCAGUUCUCAGCUUCGGCAGUGAACCCGCUUCUUCCACCUCAUCUAAUGGCUCUGCCAGUAUCCAAACACCAGAACCAGAAGAGGAACCAGAUUUACUUUCUCGUACCCCUACCAAGAAGUGGUCGACAUGGCUUGGAAAAAAGGGAACGAUCAAACGUGCUCGCCCGCCAAUUCCAGACGAUGUCCCACAAUGGCGACCUCCCCAACUCCAACCACCGCCAGCCCCCAAAUCCCAGCCACCCCCUCCACCUCGAAUUGUCACCGACCUUGACUCUGAUGAAGACGCCUCUGACUCCGAACAUGAAGAUGAGGACGACCCCGCCCCGAUGCCGAAUCUAGAAAAAGCCAAGACCUAUAUCCAGAACAGCCUAACUCCUCCAGUAUGGGCUUCCUCGCCUUUUGCUUGCCCAGUCAACAGUCUAUUGUAUCCGCGGUCGUCCAACUCUCCUCAGCUCCUCCUACCUACGAGUAGUAUGCAGACGAUCAUGCAUAAAAGGCUCUUACUCCGGCGCCUAGGCGACACCGACACCGGCCAAUCAACGCCUUCAAACUUGUUGUUACCUUUUACCUCCCAUCCCCGACCAACCCUUCUCGAUUCUUCCCCCUCCCUCCCCUGGUAUCACAUCCGCGCACAUUCAGCAACUCUCAACAUCACUCCAACCAGCCCCGGUUUGCGUCGCUGGAUGUCCCGCCCUUGUUUUGAAGAGCGAUUCGUUGUUUGGGUUCCAGUGGAUGGUGGCUUCGCUUCAUGCCCGGUACAAGGCUCGUCGGCUGCGGUCGCUGAACUUGAAUUUUCCCCUUCCGUCGAAGCUAUGAUAGGGUUCACUGGCCAAGAAGAACUGUCGACUGUCGCCCCUGCGAUUUCAAACAACGUAGUCGCUCCCUCACCUCUUCGCAACUCGGCUCUCAAGUCAGCGUCGCCGGUAGAUCCAACUCCGAAUCCAAAUCCGGACCCGCCUGUACUCGCUCCGACAACCUCGCGAGUGCGCUUCGCAGAGGACGAUAAAGAUGAUGUGAUCCCACUCGGUUAUGCCCUUCGUUCCAAAAAACGACGUGAAGAAAAGGCAAAAUUCUUGCGUGAAGAACAAGAGCGCCGUGCCUUCGAGCUAGAAAAGGCUAGACACGAGGAGGAGCGGAGACGGAGAGAAUCGGAAAGGAGACAAUGGGAAGAGGAAAAACGAGCAUGGGAGAAAGAAAAGAAGGCUAUCGAAGACGAACGCAGACAAAGGAUUUAUGCCGAAGAAGUUAUUGCUGCUCGAGCCAGAAGGGAGCACCAACGAGCUGGUGGAAGCUAUGGUGUUGGCAAUUCCUUGCUAGCGUCUAGUUCCACAGCUUCCUUGCGCGACGAUCGCCACAAGUCUGACUCGACUUUCCAUUCUCGACCUUUACACGACAGACGUCGUCAAGCUUCAGAACCAGCAGUACCCCAACAUGGAAGCACUUCCAGCUCUCCACACACAUCAUCUCCUUCCAGUUCGCGGCCUCCCAGCCUUCAUCAAGCGGGGAGUUUUGGCCGAAAUUCCUCUAGACCAGCAUCAGUUCACUCAUCAUCAGAGGAAUCCAAACCGCAGCACAAUGCUAACGCUGCUAAGCGCAGUUCAAUGGCUUCGUUACCUAGCAGAAAUCCGCCCUCUGACCGGUCGUCCAUGUACUCUUUGUGGUCGACAAGUAACCCUUCGUUGAUGCCGCCGGUUCCUCCAAUGCCGAUGUAUGCCCUAGACAUGCCAUUACUCCCUCCCACGCCUCCGUUCAUGCUCCACCAAUAUCCUCGACCACGGUCACAGGAGUCACGAGAUUCUUCACCUGGUCGCUCUUCUCUUUCCGGCUCGCCCUCCAGACAACAUCUUCCGAGCAAUAAUUCGAGUUCGGAUCGGGUUAACCUCCAGCCCCCUCAAUCAUCCUCUCGCAGAGCGUCGAAUUCAUCUUCCACCUCGCGGCGACCAGACAUGGCGCACCAAAGACGUAGCAGCGAUGAUGCGAAACAUGCUAAUUUGGCGCCUCACAAAGACCCAUUCAAGAAGUCGGUUAACCGCGCGGGGACGACACUGCUGCAGAAGACCGGCCAAAUCGAGCGGACAAUCGACCGAGAGUUUGCAGACGAGGAAGCAAAGUACAAAACAUUCGAGAAGGAAUGUCAGGCGCUGCAGAAGGACAGCAAGAGCUACUGGGAUGCAAUGCGAGCGAUGACGGCGGCACAGACGCGCAUAGCGGAGACGCUCGAGACCUUUUACGGCUCUUCUGACCGGACCUCCGAUGGGGCAAUGGCGGGCCACGCUUACAAGCGGUCGGUCGACGAUUUGGACGGUGGCUUCGGGAGAGAACUGGACGGCCCAUACCGAACGACCAUCUCCGAGCCGCUGGGCAAGAUGUGCGCCUACUUCCCUGUUGUUAACGACCACAUCGCCAAACGCAACAAGAAGCUCCUGGACUACGACUCGGCACGGAGUAAAAUGCGGAAACUCGUCGACAAGCCCAGCGAAGACUCAACGAAGCUGCCCAAGGCCCAGCAAGAGCACGACGAAGCAAAGGAGGUUUUCGACAUGCUGAACGACCAAUUGGUCGCGGAGCUGCCCCAACUGCUGGAUUUACGAGUACCCUACUUCGACCCGAGCUUCGAGGCGAUGAUUCGCAUGCAGUCCAAAUUCGCAGAGGAAGGUUACGAGAAAUUGAGUGGUGUUCAACGGUAUUUCGCCGAUUCGAUUCGUGACGACUACGCCGCUGGGCAACUGGACGCCCAAGUAGAAAGUGUACUGCAGGAAAUGCGAGAGCUUUCCAUUUGUGGCGCCAAUUGA
Molecule: messenger RNA, 2895 nt
Organism: Mycena indigotica
Lineage: Eukaryota; Fungi; Basidiomycota; Agaricomycetes; Agaricales; Mycenaceae
Exons: 9
Coding region: 1-2895 (964 amino acids)
Biological process (GO): actin filament organization; actin cortical patch localization; plasma membrane tubulation
Cellular component (GO): Rvs161p-Rvs167p complex; mating projection tip; medial cortex
Molecular function (GO): protein binding; lipid binding
Source: RefSeq, a predicted model, not a curated record